Lepus europaeus (European hare) is the source of this 4285-nucleotide messenger RNA. It is a transcript of the gene TLE3, whose product is annotated as TLE family member 3, transcriptional corepressor. The record is from RefSeq and is a predicted model, not a curated record. NCBI's taxonomy places the organism in Eukaryota, Metazoa, Chordata, Mammalia, Lagomorpha, Leporidae. Gene Ontology annotation, molecular function: protein binding; transcription corepressor activity. The transcript has 20 exons. Gene Ontology annotation, cellular component: nucleus; transcription regulator complex. Gene Ontology annotation, biological process: regulation of DNA-templated transcription; negative regulation of canonical Wnt signaling pathway. Bases 235 to 2574 code for a protein of 779 amino acids.
GCGCCCGCCGCCCGGCCUCCGACGACUUUGCCGCCCGCUCCGCGGCUCUUUGUCUCCGCUCGGGGCGGGCGCCCGACUCUGGGAUUUCGCUGCGAGAGCGAGCUGGGGGGGCCGGGGGCGAGCUCUCGGUUUCCCGGCCGCCCCCCGCUCGGGCUCGGCUCCCCCCUCCCCCGCACCUCCCCGGCCCGGGCUCUCGGCGCUUCCAAGCUCUCGGAAUCACGACCCCUCCCUGCCAUGUAUCCGCAAGGGAGACAUCCGGCUCCCCAUCAGCCCGGGCAGCCCGGAUUUAAAUUCACGGUGGCUGAGUCUUGUGACAGGAUCAAAGACGAAUUCCAGUUCCUGCAAGCUCAGUAUCACAGCCUCAAAGUGGAGUACGACAAGCUGGCGAACGAGAAGACCGAGAUGCAGCGCCAUUAUGUGAUGUACUAUGAGAUGUCCUAUGGCUUGAACAUCGAAAUGCACAAGCAGACGGAGAUCGCCAAGAGACUGAACACGAUUCUAGCGCAGAUCAUGCCUUUCCUGUCACAAGAGCAUCAGCAGCAGGUGGCGCAGGCGGUGGAGCGCGCCAAGCAGGUCACCAUGACGGAGCUGAAUGCCAUCAUCGGGGUACGUGGACUCCCCAGUCUGCCUCUCACCCAGCAGCAGCUCCAGGCGCAGCACCUGUCCCACGCCACACACGGGCCCCCCGUGCAGCUGCCGCCCCACCCGUCAGGCCUGCAGCCUCCAGGGAUCCCCCCGGGGACGGGGAGCAGCUCUGGGCUGCUGGCGCUCGGUGCACUGGGCAGCCAGGCCCACCUGGCCGUGAAGGAUGAGAAGAACCACCAUGAACUUGACCACCGAGAAAGGGAAUCCAGCACGAAUAACUCGGUGUCACCUUCGGAAAGCCUGCGAGCCAGCGAGAAGCACCGGGGCUCUGCCGACUACAGCCUGGAGGCCAAGAAGCGCAAGGCGGAGGAGAAGGACAGCCUGAGCCGAUAUGACAGCGAUGGGGACAAGAGUGACGAUCUGGUGGUGGAUGUUUCCAAUGAGGACCCAGCAACGCCCAGGGUGAGCCCGGCACACUCCCCCCCUGAAAAUGGACUGGACAAGGCCCGGGGCCUGAAGAAAGACGCCCCCACCAGCCCUGCCUCCGUGGGCUCCUCCAGCAGCACGCCUUCCUCCAAGACCAAAGACCUCGGUCACAAUGACAAAUCGUCCACCCCGGGGCUCAAGUCCAACACACCGACUCCCAGGAACGAUGCCCCGACUCCAGGCACCAGCACCACCCCGGGGCUCCGCUCCAUGCCGGCCAAACCUUCAGGCAUGGACCCAAUAGCCUCCGCCCUGCGCACGCCCAUCUCCAUCACCAGCUCCUACGCGGCACCGUUCGCCAUGAUGAGCCAUCACGAGAUGAACGGCUCGCUCACCAGCCCCGGCGCCUACGCCAGCCUCCACAACAUCCCGCCCCAGAUGAGCGCCGCCGCUGCCGCUGCCGCCGCCGCCUAUGGCCGAUCGCCCAUGGUGAGCUUUGGCGCUGUUGGCUUUGACCCUCACCCUCCGAUGCGGGCUACGGGCCUGCCCUCAAGCCUGGCCUCCAUUCCUGGUGGAAAACCCGCGUAUUCCUUCCACGUGAGCGCCGACGGGCAGAUGCAGCCCGUGCCCUUCCCCCACGACGCCCUGGCGGGCCCCGGCAUCCCCAGACACGCCCGGCAAAUCAACACGCUCAGCCAUGGGGAGGUGGUAUGCGCCGUGACCAUCAGCAACCCCACGCGGCACGUCUACACCGGCGGCAAGGGCUGCGUGAAGAUCUGGGACAUCAGCCAGCCGGGCAGCAAGAGCCCCAUCUCCCAGCUAGACUGCCUGAACAGAGAUAACUACAUCCGCUCCUGCAAGCUGCUCCCCGACGGGCGCACGCUCAUUGUGGGCGGCGAGGCCAGCACGCUCACCAUUUGGGACCUGGCCUCCCCCACGCCGCGCAUCAAGGCCGAGCUGACGUCCUCGGCGCCCGCCUGCUACGCCCUGGCCAUCAGCCCCGACGCCAAAGUCUGCUUCUCCUGCUGCAGCGAUGGAAACAUCGCCGUCUGGGACCUGCACAACCAGACCCUGGUCAGGCAGUUCCAGGGCCACACGGAUGGGGCCAGCUGCAUAGACAUCUCCCACGACGGCACCAAGCUGUGGACCGGGGGCCUGGACAACACUGUGCGCUCCUGGGACCUGCGGGAGGGCCGGCAGCUGCAGCAACAUGACUUCACCUCUCAGAUCUUCUCGCUCGGUUACUGCCCCACGGGGGAGUGGCUGGCCGUGGGCAUGGAGAGCAGCAACGUGGAGGUGCUGCACCACACCAAGCCCGACAAGUACCAGCUGCACCUGCAUGAGAGCUGCGUGCUCUCCCUCAAGUUCGCCUACUGCGGCAAGUGGUUUGUGAGCACUGGGAAGGACAACCUCCUGAACGCCUGGAGGACGCCCUACGGAGCCAGCAUUUUCCAGUCUAAAGAAUCCUCGUCCGUCUUGAGUUGUGACAUUUCGGCGGAUGACAAAUAUAUUGUAACGGGCUCCGGCGACAAGAAGGCCACCGUUUAUGAGGUCAUCUACUAGGCGAGGACUCUAACAGGGCUGUCAGACCCUGGGAGAAGCCCACUGGGCUCUGGCAGGGAGACCCCGGGCGCCGGCCCCAAGUGGCAGAGGAGGGGCUGCUCACAGCCGAGCGCUGGAGGCUACGCUCUCGCACCUGAGCGCAUGCGUGCCCGGCCUGGUGUGGACUCCUGGGCACGGAUGGGCAUGUCUCGCGGGUGGAUGGACUCUCCUCUCCUCCUCCUCCCCUCACCACCACUGACAGAUGCUACAAAUAGAUUUCUUUUUGGAGGUUUAUGGCUCCAGUCCCCCAGAUGUCCCCAUGAAUGUCUCUUCUGUCCCCUGUCUUUGGAGCUGUCCCCCUGCCUGCCCUGGGCUGGGGGGCACUGUGAAUGGACCACAUUUGCCGGGCUAGGGGAGGGGGGCUCUUGUACCCUUGUGUGCAGGGCACAAGGUUUGUGAAAAGUGUAAAUAAGAGUUGUUGGGCAGCCGGGCAGCGGGCAGGAGGCCCCUCCCCGCCCGGCUCCGGCCACGUCCUCGCCUGCUGUAUCUGUAGCCUGCUCUGGUGGGGCUUCGUCUUUUUUUAAACAGGAGUUCCCACCUGGGGAGGGGAGCCACUUGAGGAGGGGGUGGGAUGGGGAGAAGCAGCUUGGGCUAGGGGAGGGACCUGCCCCCUAUGGCCCACUGGAGUGAGCUUGUUCCCUGUGAGCUGGGGUGUCUGGGCUGAGUGACAGACAGAGGGGCAGGAUGGUUGGUGGACAGUCCCGAGACAGGGCCGACGCCCCCCAGAGGCAGCCAGGUGUCCCAGGUCCCCUGUGCUAACCCACCCUCUCCCGCCCUCUGCCUCCCACGGCCUCAGCCCCUCCUCUUUCUCUUUGGUGCCCUCUCCACGAUUGGGAUGAGAAGUGCAAGUUCAAAGGCACUCGCUCCCCGCCCGGCUCGGCCUGCGGAGGACACAGAGGUAGGAAAGGCCUCGCAGCUCAGCUCAGGGAGCGGCCAGAGACGAGUUACAGCUGGCGGGGUGCUUUUUUUUUUUUUUUUAAUUUGAAUAAAAAGAAUGAGAAGUUCUGUCCUUUUAUAUAAAAUGCCUUCUGCCCCUUCCCUCUCCCCCUGGAGGGGAAAUCUGUUAACCCACAGGGUUGCCAGCCUGAGCCCUGAUGCCCCUCCCCGACCUGGGCGGGGCCGGGGGUGGGGCCGAGGUCCUUGGCGCACCAAGUGCUAACUCCUUGCAGCUGUCAGUCUCACGGGCCCAAACAGGUUGCAGUGGGGUUCCGAAACAUUCUGAGGUAUUGGGAUUUUGUUUGUUUCUUUGGGUCUUUUUUUUUCUUCUUCUUCUUCUUUUAAAGAGAAGCUAAAGGCCGUCGAGAGCCCUGGGGUGGGUUCUCUGUGGAUGUAGCAUAUGGAAGAUAAUUUUUAUACCGCAUUUUUAUGGAUUAUUUUAUAACGUGUGGUCUGCCUAGGGAGCAGGUGGGGAGGGCCCUGGGACAACUGCGGGCGGCCGAUGCUGCCGGCACCUGUCUGGGCGUGAUGUGGAGGUGGGCACGUGGGCACCCAAAGUCUGGAGCGCUCUCUGGGUCUAAGAUGUGUGUGUCGGCUGCCUCUUGUUAAGGCUCGAACCGGAAGGGAGGGCGAGGGUAGAAAAAAAAACCUUAUUCCUGAAGAAGAGAAAAAGAAAAUGCAAAGUCAUUGUUAUGAGCUGUUUUUAUAUUUUUAAAAGUUCCUAUUUAAAGGUUGG